This is a messenger RNA of Coregonus clupeaformis (lake whitefish), 3362 nucleotides long. RefSeq names its product ubinuclein-2. The transcript is spliced from 16 exons. The record is from RefSeq and is a predicted model, not a curated record. Bases 79 to 2913 code for a protein of 944 amino acids. Lineage: Eukaryota; Metazoa; Chordata; Actinopteri; Salmoniformes; Salmonidae. Gene Ontology annotation, cellular component: nucleus.
GUUGUGUCCACUGAAGUUAUUUGGCCAGCUACUAAUUCAGCCGGCCGCGGACAUUCCAAUAGACUAUUGUUCGCUGCCAUGGCCGAAUCACGAAGAGUUCAGCUGACCACGCUGUCCAGUAAUGUCCCCCUGCAGUCAGCAGUGGUGGUUAAACCAGAGUUUCCCCCUAAAGAGGCGUUCACCGUUACGCUAGUAGCUGCGUCUACCUCAACUUCCCGGGGCAGUCCAACCAAACAACCUGUGGCCACAUCUACCUCGUCUUCUCAGGGUAGUCCAACCAAACCGGUUAAAACAGAACGCUUUGUCCUGACGCUGUUUGAACCAGACCAGCAUAGUUGUCCUGAGUUCCACUACCCUGAACUUGUUUACAAAAAGAAGAGCGUUUUAGACAAAGAUGUACCGAACACUGAGAAGGAUGAACUUGAAGCUAUUGCCAGGAAAUUGGAGGAGAACUAUGGAGGUGGGAACAAGCGGAAGAAGGAUCGAAUUCAGGAUCUAGUUGAUAUAGGCUAUGGCUAUGACAAUGAAGACUCUUUCAUCGACAACUCUGAGGCAUAUGAUGAGUUGGUCCCAGCCUCUCUGAACACCAAGCUGGGAGGGUUCUAUGUCAACUCCGGACCGCUUCAGUUCCGCCAGGCCUCCGAUACUGAGACGGACGACGACUUCGUGACCAAGAACCAACAACCCAAGCCCCCUAAGAAACGCAGGAAGGAAGGGGGAGGAGUGAAGCUGAAGAAGAGGAAAGACGAUGGACAGGUGGCGACUGAAAACCCUACAGUGUCAAACACCGGUGUUCUACCUGACAAGAACAUGUGGGAGGAGAAACCGAAGAAGAAAAAGAAGAAGAAAAAUAAGCCUGCUGGUCCUCUGAGUGUCACAGACAUGUUGAGAAAGUUCCAGAAACAGAAAGACAAAGAGAAACUAAAAAGAGAGAAAGAGGGAGAGCAACAGAAGCUCUGUCUGGAGAAGAUCCAAGGAGCAUCUCCAAUGACUACACUACCCACAACCCCUCUUGUUUCUGCAGACCCUGCUGGUGGCGGGGCCAACAUGGCGGACCCUCUGCUCAGCUUAAUCGGAUCAACCAAUGACAGGGCGUUUCUCCAGGCAGCCAGCACUGUGGACUUUGACCUCGAUCUAGACACCCUAUUGGAUGCCUCCGCUGAGACGCUGGCCAAUCAGGUAGUCGUUGCCAUGACCUUAACCAAUCAGGAGGUCAACGCCAAGGCCUUGGCCUACAAGGAAGUGAACGGACUGAGUGGUGACCCCUCUGCUUCCACCCUGGAGAGCCACACCCAGAAACAGCUGACCCCCAUCGACCCUGUCCCUCAACCCCAGGACCAGAUUGACCUUGUCCCUGAAUUCAUCUCCAAGCUCCAGGCCCCAAAACCAUCUGCACAGCCCCAGCCACAGCCAGUCUCUGGCCCGCAGGUCCAGCCCCAUGCCCAGCCCACUCCCCUGCCUGAAGGUCUGUCACCAGCCAUGGAGAAGAGAAUUCAAGAUCUGGCCCUGGCUGCCAAGGGGUUGGAGGGAGAGUCAAAGGUCAAGUUCUUCACCCCAGAGGUCAACACUAUCCUGCUGGACAUUGAGCUGCAGUGCAGAGAUGUGAGCGGCCAGGUGCGUUCUAAGGUGUACACACACCUUGCCUCAUUCCUCCCCUGCAGCAGAGACACACUGCUUAAACGGGUCAAGAAACUCCUGCAAACACAGGAGGAGCCCCUCCAGAGGUUGAGGCAGGCGAUCAGCAAGGUGAUGCCGGAACAGAUCUCCAGUUACCACGACGACUGCCAGGCCCACGCCCAGGCCAGGGCCGCCAAGAUGGUGGAGGAGAGUAUAGAGCGAGAGCAGAAGGAGAACACGGGAUCAGAAGAGGAGGGAGAGGAGAGGAGUGGUAAACGAGUGGUGGGCCCCAGGAAGAAAUUCAGAUGGAAUGAAGAGAUCAGGGAGUGCCUGUGCAGUGCUGUUCGGGUGCGGAUGGACAGACUGGAAGCAGAGAAGGGGAACACGGAGACGGAGGAGUUCCUCAAAGCUUUCCUGGAUACAGAGGUCAAACCCCUCUGGCCUAAAGGGUGGAUGCAGCCCAGAGUGCUGCUAAAGGAGAGUAGAAGAGUCCACUGCCCCACUGCAUCUCUACAGCAAGUGAAGAGGAAGUUGACGUCAGAGAAGAAACGGUCCUACGGUGCUCCAACUCUUCCAGGGACCCCCAGCGGGCCUGUGGAGCCUCAGACUUUCCUGGGAGCUCAACCCCAGAACGGAUCACCUCUCCUGGGCUCGGGCGGAUCCGCAACCCCCCAGAAUCUAGAUGACUCUCUGGACCAGGGUCGCAUCCUCAAAUCCCCCUCUUUAGGGGUCGUGGGGGAGGAGCUAGCUGGGCUGAGUGGCGCGGCUGAUUUUGGUUUCCCCAUCGCAGUGUCGACUCCCUACGGUGAUUUCAAGCCUGUGUGUGUCGGCAUGUCAGCCAAUACCGACACACACCCUCAGCCGAACACUCACUCCCAGUCUCCUCUGACCGUGCUAGCUGACCAGGCGCAAGGCCAGAUCCACAAAGACUGCAUUUCCCAGGGGCACCUAGCAGUGACGCCGGACCUUUCACUCCAGAACGGCCGCCCUCCUCCUCCACCACCGAAGAAGAAGAAACGGAUAACCACAUUAUUCAAAGUUGACAGACAGGUUUCCGAGGAAACACUGAGCUUGCACACUCCAGGACACAAACCCACUCCGGGUCUUCCUGGAAUCCCUCUACUCCAUGCCCUGGGUUUCCCGCUCUCCGCCUUCGGACCAGGAACCAUGGGAACGCUGACCCAGUCACAACAUUCCAAAGACGCCCUGGUCACCGGAACGUUCCAUCACGGACUCACGCACAAUGGCAGCCAGCUGGUGGGAGAGGGAUCCGACGCUCAGAGAAAACUACACUGAUCCAAUCCUCGGACCGCCAACAUCUAAAAUGGACACCAGAAUGGACACAUGCAGUAAAAAAAAAUACUUUUGGGGAAAGUUUUAGGAACAUUUGGGAAACUUGUGAAAAGUAAUAAUCAGAAAACUGGAUGUAAAUGACUAUUAUUGAGCCUGGAAUAAUGAUCUUGGAAUGGACACCUAUAAUGCACUGGAUCUUUUUGAGCUCCUGCUGAACAGAUUUUUUUGAUAGAACAUUCCUCGUCAGCAAUGGGAUGGGGAAACACUUGGUACAGAUCUGCAUGUAUUACACUGGUUAGCACAGUGGUGUUUUGAAGAAUGUUGCACUUAAUGAAUUGAAUGUAUUGUUGCCAAAUGAAGUAAUAUUGAUAGUUUAUAUGGACAAUCAAAUCAUGUAACCACACUGGUAGCACUUUAUUAUAACACAUUGUAAUAAAGCAUUUAAAAUGGAA